GGCCGGAAGGCCGGGGCGGGACGGGGCGGGGCGGGACCGGGAGUAGCCCCGCCUGGUUGCACGGAUCGGUGCUCAGCUCCCACCGCUGGGCAGGCGACAAGUGCGGGUCUGGCGGAGCGCGGUGGCGCGCGGAGACCGAGGGGCGACCGCGGGCGGCAGGGCCCCCGGCGGCGCGCCACUCGGCCGGGCCGGGAGUCGCGUCAGUCGGUGUUCCCGGCCGAGCGCGGUCCGCCUCCCUCUCAGCGCUCAUCCGGCCUGAGGGCGGCCAGAGGGCAUGUGGGACCCCACAAGGGCGCCGCCGCCGGUGCUCGCGGGCCGCGGGUGAAGAGGAGAGUACGGCCUCACUCAGCCCGGAGCAGAGAGGUGGCCCGGAGCGAAGAGGAGGUGCUGAGCGAAGAGGAGAUGCUGAGCGAACAGGUGGCCCGUAAUGAACAGUUAGUCGGGAGCAAAGAGGUGGUCCGGAGCGAAGCGGUGACCGAGAACGAAGCGGUGACCGAGAGCGAAGAGGCGGCCCCGACCGAAGAAGUGGCCCAGAAUGAAGAAAUGGCGGCAGCCGGACUCAGCGUGACCGUCACCCACAGCAAUGAGAAGCACGACCUUCAUGUUACCCCGCAACAGGGCAGUAGUGAACCAAUUGUCCAAGAUCUAGCCCAGGUUGUUGAAGAGGCCACAGGAGUCCCGCUACCUUUUCAGAAACUCAUAUUUAAGGGACAGUCUCUGAAGGAAAUGGAGAAGCCAUUGUCUGCAGUUGGAAUACAAAAUGGUUGCCGGGUCAUGUUAAUUGGGAAAAAGAACAGACCAGAGGAAGAAGUUGAACUAAAAAAGUUGAAAAGUUUGGAGAAGUCUGUGGAGAAGAUAGCUGACCAACUGGAAGAGUUAAAUAAAGAGCUUAUUGGAAUCCAGCAGGGUUUUCUGGCCAAGGAUUUGCAAGCUGAAGCCCUCUGCAAACUCGAUAGGAAAGUAAAAGCCACAAUCGAGCAGUUUAUGAAGAUCUUGGAGGAGAUUGAUGCACUAGUUCUGCCAGAAAAUUUCAAAGACAGUAGACUGAAAAGGAAGGGUUUGGUGAAAAGGGUUCAGGCACUCCUAGCUGAGUGCGACACAGUGGAGCAGAACAUCUGCCAGGAGGCAGAGCAGCUGCAAUCCACAAACUUGGCCCUGGCCAAAUGAGGAGAGGCGGAGAGAGGCUGUGCUGCCCUGAAGAACAGUGCCACCAGCUCUGCCCUCUGCAACAGGAGUUACCUGACUUCUCCAAGGCUGCUGGGUCACUUGACCAAUUGCCAGUUUUCUUUCUCCUACACCUUGGCAUAUUUUCCUGCUUAAAAUCCUCCAUUGGCUACACCUGCUCUCAAUGAACAAGUACUGUGUUUAUAAUCUUAAAUAGAGCUCUUGUUUGUUUUCUUAUUCUGCCUCUGUGUGGCUGUGCUGUCCAGCAGCCCACCUUAUCUUGGGAGGGCCCAAAUCUUCCCAUGUCUUUUGACCUUUGGGUGCUUUCGUUUGUCCACGGGGAGUUCAGAUUUAUAGGCCACCCUGGUCUUCAGAUACAUGCGGCCUUUUUGCCCUUGUGGUCCCAUAGUCCCAUAGAUGUAAAUCAGAAUCAUUUGGAGGUUGUAUCUAGUCAGGAAUGUUGGAAAUAGCUUGGAGCAGGUUUUUGGCACACAGUAGUCCAAAUAUCCCUCAUUGUGACCUAAUUCUGGAAUAGCUGGUUGGGUUGUUGGUUCACAGAUUCUGUAUUUACUUUCCAGUGAACCUGCACAGCCACGGGCCAGGAGAUCUCAGGGGCCCAUUCCUGGGGUGAGGCCUGGGGUUGAUGUAUGGGCUUCCUUGUCCCCUAGCAAAUCUGUAGGAGGUUAGAACCCAGUGUUGACGGAGUCUCUGGUUCAAACCGGGUUAAAAUCAUGUCUUGGGAAGGGCAUAGAGGGAAACGGAGUGAGUAAAGCAGGCAGAUGGUGAAGACAGCCGUAAACUUCUCAGAAGUUCCUUCAACGGCAUUUCUGUCCACUGUACUGUCCUGAGAUCUAUAUUUCCUUCAAAGCUGUUCCUGUCCAUUUUGUGGCCUUCCCUACCCCACCACCUAUUGUUUUUUUAAACUAUAUACACAUCAGCAAUCAGAAGAGUGCUUAAACUAUUUUUUUAGGGGAGAGAGAAAGAGAAACAUUGUGUGAGAGAAACAUUGAUCGGUUGCCUCUCGUAAGCAUCCUGUCUGGAAGAUCAAGAGUGGCUCUGCAGGCUAGAACUCUUAAACUGAUCAGCUGCUGUCACCCCAUUUUUUCACACAGUGCUCAGGAGACAGGCUCCCAGUAGGCCACUCUGAGGCCAAUCUUAUUUGGCACACAGGGCAUCACUGAAGUCCCAGGAACUUAGGACUGUGUGGGUGGGACUAGGACAAGGUGGUGUGGAGAGAACAAGUGCAUGAAGCUCAGGGCCCAGCCCAGCCCACCACCAACUGUAAUCAGAGCAAUUCAGUACUUAACUGUUUUAUGUAGUAGCUGUGUCACCUUAGGCCACAACAUUCAAUGAAAAGUUACUGUGUGCCAGGUAGUAUUUUAAGUACUCUUGAUAUACUAGUCAUUUAAUCCUCAUACAACCUAGGAGAUAGAUACUAAUCCAUGUUAGAGAUGAGGAAACUGAGAGAGCUUAGGUAAUUUGCUAAAGUCAUAGAGUAAGUAACUAAGCCAGGACACCAAGCUGGGCAGUUUGAUUCAGAGGCUAUGCUCUUAUCUCUACUGUGCUGCCUCCCAGUUAACACAGGGUUGUGUGUUCGCUCUUAUUUUCUCUUCCUCUCCUUCCUUCCAUGUUGGUCUUUCCACUUGCUCUCUGGUCCUCUCUGAUUCAUUCUCCACAGAGCAUCGUGAGUGAUGUAAAGUACAAAUCUUUCCAUGUCAGUCCCUGCUUAAAAACAUCCAAUGGCUUCCCUUUCCAUCUCAUGUCAGGCCACUCUCCUAUUGGCUUCGUGUGGUCAGCCAGUCUGGUCUUCGUUCAGGUCCUCAGAUGCUCUGUACCCUCUCCUGCCCCGGGGUCUUAGCACUCACCAUUCCUCUGUUAGGACAGCUCCUUGCCACCCUUCCACCAUUGCCACCCCUUUCCUAGGUAACUUCUAUUUGUCCUUCAGAACUUAAUGCCUCUUUCAUGCACUGUCUGAGAACAUAUCAAGAACAUCUCACAGCUUGUCAUAACUUUUCUUUCACAGCAAGUAUCAUAGUCUCUGAAGGUUUAUUUAUGGGAUUAUCUAAUUUAAUAUUUGCCUUUUAUACUUGACUAUAAGUUCCCUGGGUUAAGGAGCUUCUUUGUCUUGUUGAUAGCAUAUUUCAAACACAUUGUCUGGUUUUAUAGUAGAUGCUCAAUAAAUAUUUGUAGAACAAAUGUCAAACGCAUUGGCAUUUACAGUAUUAACAGUCAUCAUUUAAGGGUUGAGCAAAGAGUCCCUAAGUCAUGGGCUGUUUAGCAGAUGUGCAGGGUGGUUACUGGGGCCUGGUCACACAGCCUUCCCUGCACAGACCUACCCAUCCAGAGGGUAUCUGCUUGUGAACAGGGAGAGAACAUCCCUUCUCAGCUGCCCGCUUUCCUAGAACAUGAUCCGCCCUAUCUCAGGGGAACAAAUGGGGCUCUGUCAUCCCAUAAACUUCCAUCAGCCUCACAGAAUUAUAAGAUCCUCCACAUGCUUAAACUUUGUGCCAAAAAAAAAAAAAAAAAUCCUCCACAUGCGGUCUAUUUAGUCAACAAUUCCUAAUUAUCCUUCAUAACGUAAAGGUUACCUCCUCUUAGAAUCCCUUUUUUAUCUGGUGGUUAAGCUUCUUUUAGUUGAGAGAACCAGAAACAUAAUUUCAAAGACAUUGUUGAAAUGGAAAUUUAUUGACAGGAUGUCAAGUUUUCCCAUGUAACUGGAAGUUCAAGGACAGCUGGAUUUCAGGAACUCAAACACUGCCUGGAAUCGCUCUCCAUAUCUUCUUUGUAUGUCAGCAUCUUUCUCUCAAUCCUGCUUCUUCCAUGAAGUAGGAAACACAUCUUACAGCUUUGCUGCCAGAGAGGAACCAAGUGUUUUCCUUGUUUCCAAUUUGAAAAAUCCUAAAGAAUCUUUUGGCCAAAUCAGCCAUGGCCAGAGCAGCAGGGUCACAUGACAUAGAUAGGGUCUUUAGGGGCCCACACUUAUAUUUUGGCGUGGUUUCCAGAGACAAGGCCACAGUUUCUACAUCUGUAAAGUGGGAAUUAGGUGCGUUUUCCAUUGUGGUGCCUGGCACAUUGCUCAGGCAGAAUCUUUGUGAUUCCUCGUUGUAUGAGUGGAAGCCUGGGAGAGAAGGGUCACUGAGAAGCUCGGCUGAACUAUAUGCCACUUGAGUGUAAGACUUAGAGCAGAGACUUUUAAAUGUCACAAAUAUCCAUUCUGCUACAAUAAGUAAACCUAGUUUUCAGCUUAGCACAUGGCCAAACAGCUAAACACUAUAUUUCCCAGUCUCCUUGUGCUAGGAUGGACAAGAGAAAACAUCGUUUUAGCCAAUGAGAUGUAAAUAUUCUGUACAUCUUAGGGGAAGCAUCUUCAGAGGCAGUUUGCCAUUUUUUCUUUUCUGAGGGCUGGAAUGUAGACGAGAUAGCUGGAUUUGGAGCAGCUGUUUCUGACCUUGAGGUAGAAACUGAUGAGGAUGGCAGACUAAUAUAAUAGGUCUAUCUGAAAGAAAUGAACUUCUGUUUAAGGCACGGUUAUUUCAGCUUUUCUGUCUCUUACUGCCCAGAUUCACUUUUGUUAUUCAUAUGCAGGGGAACAGGAGUUUCUGUUGUCAGUAGCAGAGGAAGGGCCUGUAGAUGGCCUCCCUGUCCCUAUAACAGUUUCAAAUCUGUCAGCGGCAAUUCCUGCUGAGGUUCCCAUUUCUGUGUCUCAGGGAAUGUUAGUUCCUGCUUCCCUGCCCCCACUUUCCUCUGAAAUGUGUGUGCUUUCCCACAGAAUUUUCUGCCUUAUCUGCCCUCACUAGAAUAGGAAUCAGUGUCCAUGUGAAAUGCUCCCAUCUGGUCAGGCCCCUCUACACUCUUUUCCUUACCACCAUUGUCAAGAGGUUCUCCCUGUAGGCUUUGGCCUAAAGAGGGGGUAGUUGACAUAUACUAUAGGCUGGGGCCUCUAUGGUCAGCUUUCUGAAUGCUCUGUAUUCCUGAGGGCCGUUGUAUGAGUGCAUGUGUGCUGUGUGCUGGGGUUGUGUCUAAUGUCAGUGUGUUUAACAGCCAGUUGGAGUGGACGUUGGCCAAAAGAGAGCAGGUUCUGGAGUCAUCCUGCUGUGGGUGGCCAGGGUGCAGGGGGACAUCAAGGGCUUGAGGCAGCACCUGUUUCAACUGUUACAGACCUAGUUCAAAACUUUUAUUUUUUUGUCUUGUUAAUCCUCACCUGAGGCUAUGUUUUCCAUUGACUUUUAGAAAGAGUGGAAGGGACGGGGAGAGGCAGAGAGGGAAAUAUCGAUGUGAGAGACUGGUUACCUCCCACAGUUACCAACCAGGCUGGGGAUUGAGCUAUAACCAAGGUAUGUGCCCUUGACUAGAAUCAAACCUGCAACCCUUCAGUCCAAGGGCCGACGCUCUAAUCACUGAGAAAACCAGCCAGAGCUAGUUCAGUAUUUUAACAAACAGUUCAGUUGUACUGUGUACACUACCUGAACAUCAGCUGUGGUUGUGUGUUGGGGGGGGGGGGGGCGGAGACUUGGGGUGCUGCGUCAGCCAGGGAGAAAGCCAUGAAGGGUUGUGGAACCCUCACAAAGGCUUCUGAAGCUGGGGCCAUGCACCCGGAUAGUUGCAGAGGGCAUAGGUCUCACCUAGGUUCUUGGCCUUAUUCAAACAGGAGCACUGAGCCGAGAGAGUGCUGAGGCCAGGGGCUGGCCUCUCAGAACCCUGACCUCAGAAAGGGAUCUCUCGGGGGACACGUGACGGGGUUGAGGAGCACUGGAGCAAUGGCAAGGACAUCAGUUUCAGAGUAUGGAGGGUGGGACCAGAUCCACAACCUCUUCCCCAGAGUCCCCCAAAAUACUGGCCCACUUGGCUGGGUUGGGCUGGAUCUUUUAUUUCAUGUCACAUCCUCUCCACUCCCACCACUGUUCUCCAGCCUGAAGCUUCAUGGCUUACAAGGUUCCUGUGCGAUCAGCAUUUGCCAUCCUUCACGAUCUGGAUGUCCUGUUUGGUUUUCCUAGGAUCACAGGAGACAGGGAUGAGGCCACCUCCUCAGGAACUAUAAUGCACCCUUCAGGGACCUUGGCGAAGUCCAUUCAGACACCUGCUGAGCCCUACCACCCACUUAAGUGUACGGUGGAGGGCAGACCCCAGGGGUGCCUGGGCAUCUCUCUAUAGCUUUUCCUUCUUGCACACACUCCCCUGGGAGGUUUCAGCUUUCUAGGGUCUCAACCACCACAGCAUACUGAUGGCUGCAAACGUAUCUCCAGCCCAGACUUUUGUCCUAAACUCUAGCCAUAUCUCCACUGGGAUGUCCCAGAGGUUCAACUGUCCAGAGACAUCAUCACCCCACAAACCUGCUACAUCCCUCUGUUUCUUACCUUGGCACAUGGCACCACCAACCGCCCAAACCCACAAGUUAGAAACCAGCAUGUUGUUUUUGCCUCUUCCUCCAUCAUCCCUCACAUCCAAUCUCACAGCUGUCACUUCUCCCCUGAUAUAAUCCUGAGUGUUUAAUCAUGACCUAAGUUAUAUUGUCCUGCUGCUCUCUUGCACAUCUGUCUAGUGCAUUCUAGCUUCCAAAGACUUUCUUUUUUUCCAUGAUCUCACUUAGCUCUGGCAGCUCAAGUGUAUUAUUGGUGAAGACAUGAGACUAAAUGAGUGUUCAGAUAUACCAAGGUCAUAUUUUGGUCCUGCCUCUCCAGACUCAUUUCUUGCCUCUCUCCUGUUCUCUUUUAAAUUUUCUACUCCAGCAUAUCCAACUUCUUAUAUUUCCUCAAAUAUAAACUUUCCCUUCUAGAUCAUUCAAAAACUCAUUUCUCUAUUUAGAAUUACCUUCCCUUGUUUCUUCAUUUUCCUAGCUAAUUUCUACUUACACCUCAAAGCUGGGAAGUCUUCCCUACCCUUGCCCUGUACCCGUAGAACCCUGUGUACUCCCAUCCAAGCCUUUAGCAUUCUAUUCUGUAGUUAGCUAACAGUCAACGUGGCUUCCCCCUUAGACUGACUGACUGCCCCAGAAGGCCUAUGAUGCUGUCUAGCUUAUGCUCUGUUGUUUCCUCAGUGUCUAGUACAUAAUAGGUGCUCAAUAAAUAAUUGUUGACUGGAUGAAUUAAUAAUCAAAUGAAGUCACCUAGUCAGGAUCAGUGUCUUCACUCCCUAUCUCUCACCAGCUGUGGCUUUCUGCUUAGAACCAUGUGCAUGAAUUACACUUGUGCCCAUUCUGUUAGGAGCAAAUGUUGGGGGAUUCUUCCUAGGUCAGGUGUGUGUGGAGGAGGAGGCAGGUCAAGUCUUGCUCCUUUCAGACUUGCAUGCAGCAGAGAUGGAGCCCCACACAAGCAAACACAGGGGAAGGUGGGGAGUGGACUUACAUCCGGGCUAAGCAAAGAUGGCAUUCACUUUCAUAUGUGACCCCGUCAGUGCCGCAGACCAGGUUGGAUGUCUGGGAACAGUCUGGCGACUCUGCCAUAUGCUCACAGUAGGGCUAUCAGAGAGAAGACGGGAGGGAGGGCACUUAGGGAUUCAGAGGCAGUGAGGGGAACCCAGGGCUCUGCUUAUAGCCAGAGUGCAUUGAUCCUGCUGAGCCUGGGUGGGAGGAUUUCACUGCUGGCAGGGGCUUGAUGCCAGUUUGGGGACUUUGGCAAAGGGGCUGGGCCUGCUCAGUCUGGGAGGACUAAUCCAUGGAACACGGCUCGGGAAACCACCCUGGCCACCGUGGAGCCACGGGAGUUAUCUGAGCAGGGGUGUAAAGGAAAACCAACGCUGGUUUUCCAGCAUGGAUGGGAGGGCUCCCUCCGCAGAGGGAAGGCCGGAACUGUAAGUGGCUGCCUUACCAUUCUUGAGAAAACGAGCUUUUCUCCUGACACUGGCACUCCUGAAAGGCAAAACAGCAAGAAUUAGGUGAUGUCUGCUCUAAGCCCCCAGUCCAGGGAUCUGAAGACUGCUUCAGAGGACCUGUUCCAGCCACUGGCCAACCUCGAAUUCCUCACGGAAAGGCAGUGAGUCAGACUGGGGGGCUCCCAGAAAGCUGAUGUGACCUUGGCUUACAUGAACAGAGACAGAAAAUCUAGAAUUAAGAGCAGUCCAGCCUGUUGCUUAUUAGUCAGAUUCCACUGGAAUUAUGUCCCAUCCUAUGUAAUAAAGAGCUAAUGUGCUAAUUAGACCAAACAGCAGAAAGACCAUCUGGAUGACCUUCCGGACGAAGCCAGGGCUGCAAGGGCCAAGGCAGCCGGGGCUGCGAAGGCUGAGACAGCCGGGGCCAAGCCCUUGCACGAAUUUCGUGCACCGGGCCUCUAGUGUAAUAAUAAAAAUAACAUUCUGUGCCAAGCGAGAAUACAUGAUCUUACUACCCUUCAUACCUCUCUCCUGCUGUGUAAUGGAGGAACGGAGCUAGCAGUGGGUGCUGGGGUCUGCUGCCUAGAGCCCACCUGUGGGACUGACACCUUCAUUUCCUCAGCUUCCAAGAGUAUUGGCCAUUCAUAGUGAGACCCUUCCUAGGAAUUACUCUCAGAGAAUGGAGCUACCUCGCUCAAGGUCCCAUCCCGUACCCAGGAACAGCCCACCUCCAAUGACAGAUUGAUGCAGGUACAACAGCCCGAACCCCUCAUCUCUGUUCAGAACAAUGCUAAAGGGCCUCCCCAGCUCCAAGGCUCCCUGUAGGCUCAUCAGAGUCAACGUCCCUCAUCCCUCAAGGGUCUUAGCCCCAUAAACCGCAUGCAGAUCUGAGUCUUUCGUGGGGAACUGGACCAACCUAUAAAGGAGGCUCAGAGGUCAAGCAACACAGCUUGUUAGGGCAGAGCUGGGAUUUGCACACAGGUCUGUCACUCCCUAACCUGGCUCUUCCCACACACACUGGUGUGUUCCAUGGCCCCUCAAGGUCUGGAUGAACUGCUUACAGGACCUGAGCAAAUUGUGAGGUGACUGGUGAGUGUGACGGGUGGAUGAGACAGGAGCCAUGCCUAACACCACAGGUGGAAGGAAAGCGGUUUGUGUAGAGUGGAAAAGGGCAGGAUGUUUCCUAAAAUCUCUGAAUGAUUGUCUUGAGGCCAAGGGAGACCUCAACUUGCUAGGGCAGAGCCUGUCUGAGCAAGGAGGCUUCAGGUUUGGGUUCCGGAAUGUUCUCUCGGUGGGAGUUAUGCCCCAAUGAAGGGGGCUGUCUCCAGAAGUGGAAAGUUCUCCAUCAAUAGAGGAUUACAAGGCACUGGUUUUAGCUCCGCCUGGGAAUGCUAUUACAAGAGAUUUCCAAGGUAGAGAGGAAAACGGGAACUGAGACAGUGACCUCUGCUGUGCUGUUCACACCUGAUGUUGUCAAAAUGCAAACCUAGCCUUGUCACCACACUGCCCCAACCCCAUCCAUGUCAUAAUUUCUAAAACUGGAAAUUACCAAAUGUCCUGCAACAGGAGAGCGGAUAGACUAUGACACACACAUACAGUGAGAUACAACUCAGCCAUAAAAAUGAGCAAACAACCCUGGCCGGUUUGGCUCGCUGGGUGGAGCGUCGGCCUGGGGACUGGGGGGGGUCCCGGGUUCGAUUCCGGUCAGGGGCAUGUGCCUUGGUUGUGGGCACAUCCCCAGUGGGGAGUGUGCAGGAGGCAGCUGCUCGAUGCUUCUCUCUCAUCGAUGUU
Molecule: messenger RNA, 9759 nt
Organism: Myotis daubentonii (Daubenton's bat)
Lineage: Eukaryota; Metazoa; Chordata; Mammalia; Chiroptera; Vespertilionidae
Gene: BAG1
Product: BAG cochaperone 1
Biological process (GO): protein stabilization
Cellular component (GO): cytoplasm; cytosol; membrane
Molecular function (GO): protein-folding chaperone binding; adenyl-nucleotide exchange factor activity
Source: RefSeq, a predicted model, not a curated record